Molecule: messenger RNA, 2505 nt
Organism: Polychytrium aggregatum
Lineage: Eukaryota; Fungi; Chytridiomycota; Chytridiomycetes; Polychytriales
Exons: 7
Coding region: 1-2505 (834 amino acids)
Molecular function (GO): protein binding
Source: RefSeq, a predicted model, not a curated record
AUGUUCAAGGCCCUCAAGUCUAUCGCCGGAGGCUCGGUCUCCAUGCAGAUCGAGCUCACGGAUGCCUUUGAUACUGCCAAGGACGGCAACCCCUCGAUCGCCGUUCCCCUCGAUGCGGACCACAUCUCUGGAGUCGUCCAUCUCAACAACUCGACGGCCAAGAUCGUCAUCAUCACCAAGCUGCUUAUUGCUCUCUCCGUCGGUCAGGGAUAUCUCAAUGCCGCCGCUGCCGGCAUGAUCCAGGGCGACAAAACCUCAAAGGCGCUGCCCACCGGCUCGUUCCAUCGCCGUCCCAUACACAAAGUCGAGCACAUCCUCGUUCCGGACGUCAAGCAGGUCCCGCCCGGCGUGUCCUCGUUCCCGUUCAUCCUCCCCAUCAAUCCCGCUGUGCCACCCAGCUUCAAGGGCGUCGAAUCCGACAACUCCUCCGAAAUCUGCUACCGGCUUGUUGGCGCCAUGUGGAAAACGAGUCUCGAGCCCAGCCUCACCAAGGAGCUUAUCCUGAACGUUCGUCGCUCGGUGCCGUGGAGCAAGCCCGAGGACCGGUACUUCCACGGUACCAAUCGAGACAGCAAAGAGCUGCCGUAUACGUACUACGUUGGCAUCCCCGACCCCGUUUAUAGCUCGGCAGAGUUCUUCAACGUCACCCUGUCCUUCGACAGCACUCCUGGCCUCAACAUCAACAUCAUGAAUGCCGAGCUCGCGUUCAUUGAAACCUACUCGCAGGGAAACCGAACCGACAGCAAGUUUAAGGUCACCGAAAAGAAGAUUACUUCUCGCCCCAUCAAGGCCCAGGAAAUCGAUGCCGAAUCGCGAAAAGCCAUCCGGCCUCACACCGAGAACUUCCUGGGCCCCGUCUUGUUCACCGUCUUCCUCAACGUUGGCGAGACCCUGCACCACGACUUUAGUUCCCCCGAGGCCAACGGUCUGGUCAUCCAGCAUCAUGUCCAGAUCUCGGUUGGCUCCAAGUUUUCGGUCGCCAUUCCUGUGCGGAUCCUGGUGGCCCAGGUUGGCUCAACGCGGACGGCAAGCAUCGACGCCAGCAACAUCCGAAGCAUCGUCACCCCGGGCUCGGCAUCGACUGUGCCCGGCGUCCCUCGUGCCAGCAUGGACUCCCAGCGCGCUCCUCGAUCCAGCGUCGACGUCCAGCGAAACACCGUGUCAUCACUGCCUGGCGUUUCCUCCCCCGGUCCUGCUUAUAGGACGGCGUAUCAGUCCUCGCCGGCGCUGUCUCCCUAUCAGGGCUAUGGCGGAGCCACUGGCGCUGGCUAUGUCACCGGCGCGGCGCAACAAGCACCGUCUAUCCGAUCCAUCUCUGUGGCUGACAAGGACAGAGGCGCCAAUGGCCAGACGAUGGACUGGGAGGUCAUCCGAGUCUACCAGCCGAUCGAAGUCGAUGAGCUUCCUCUCGCCCCCGGAGACUUUGUGACGAUCGAACAACCGUUCGAGGAUCACUGGGCCUUGGGCACACAUCUGGGCUCGGGACGCCAGGGCUUCUUCCCUCUCUGCAUCCUCUCUGGAUUUGACGGCAGCGUCCAGAACCGUACGUCGAGCCGAAUCGCCACUGCCCAAAGCACGGCACUUGCCUAUGCCCAGCUCCAACAAAAGCUCCCUCAGCAGCAGCAACAGCCGCAGCCACAACAGCCCUUUGUGCAAAACUACCAAGACGACCUGGCUCUGUCGAUGCAGCAUGUGCAGAUCGCCAAUGCGCCACCCUCGAUGCCCCCGCCGUCCGUGAUCUCGACUUCGACUGGCCAUGUGGAUUUUGGAAACCUCCCUCGGUACACCGUUGUCAAGCCCUACAACCCGCAGCUGCCUGACGAGCUCACGAUGAUCGUCGGAAACACCGUCGUUGUUGCUCACAACUUUGGUGACGGCUGGGCCAAGGGAACCAAUAUGUCGAUUGGACAGUCUGGAGUUUUUCCCCUGAACUGCCUCGGCCCCGAACAGCUUGUGCUCUCGUCGGGCUACCCAACAUCGGAAGUGAGCUACCAAAGCGGCGCCUCGCAGAUCCCCAUGGUCAUGAAUCCGUCCCAGGGUGCUGAUCCUAACACCAUCAAGGGCUACACCGACGACGUUUCGAUCACCUCGCCCGUGCCUGCCAGCGAUGGCAACUUCCGCAACAGCCAGGAUGUGUCGGGCUCGGAUCCCAAUGCCCUUGGUGGCGAGCCCCAACGCGGCCGCCGAGGCUCCAAGAGCAACACCAUCAACAGCACCCACUCCCGAGGCGACUCGAACCCGCAACCAAACCAGUCUCAGUCCCAGUCUCAGUCCAACCCUGCCUCGCCAUCGCUGUCGCACGUCACGGCAUCGACGGUUCCUGUCGCCAACAGCCUCGAGGAGCUUGACGAGCUGCUGGUCGAGGAGAAAAUCAACGGCGCAGAGUACAUUCGCCAACGAAGCAGGCUCGCUGCCCUGGCUGAGCUUGACGCCAAGCUGAUGGCCGGCGAGAUUGCUGGACCCGAGUACAUUCAAAAGCGAAACGCCUUGAUGAAGAAGAAAUAG